AUGUUUUUAAAACUUUUAAUUUUACUUUUAAUUAUAAACAAAAUUAUUGCUCAAGAUUCUAAUAGCGGAGAGAACAAUGGAAAUUCUGAUGGUACGGUCAAUGAUGAGUUUUCCGACUCUGUUGAUGUUCGAGAACAUGAUAAUGAGCAACAACCUUCCAAUUCGAUCGACAAUCAAAAUCUUCAAGACUCACAAUUUAUUAAAGAAGAUGAUACAAGUGCAUUGCCACUGUUAAAUAAUGAGAAGAAUAACCGCAUUAAUGAAUACACAACAGAAAAAAUUAAGGAAGAUGAGGAAGACCAAAAUAAUAAUGAAGGAUCUGGUGUAGAAAAUGAAUUUCCAGAAGAGGAUAAUGAUGUAAAUGGAUUGGAUAUUAAUACAACUGCUAAAUAUACUAAUGAUGAAGAUGAUAAUGAUAACAAUGAAAGUGAUAGUCAAGCAUGCGUGUAUGAGGAUGGUGUAAUUAACGAUAAUGGUGAGGAACGUUCACCUACAUCUGAAGAACAACAACAAAUUGAUGAAUACCUUCAAAAAAUGCGUGAAUUUGAAAAACAAAUGGUCAAAGACAGUGCCAAUUUCAUGAAAAAUUUGGCACAGUUCGUGAUGAGUCAAUUCGAAAACAUUUUUGGGUAAAGUUUAUAACUUUAUUCUGCCAAAUAUAUAAUUAAGUAGAAAUCAAAGUAUGUAUAAUAUAUUAAUAGCCCUUCCUGAAUAAUUUGAACCCUCCGGAAGCGCAGAUAGCUCAAUAAGUAGAGUGCAUAGCAGAAACAUAACAUAGCGACAUGACAUCUUUGUAUAACUAUCAUCAAUAUCCUAAGUGACAUAAGCCAAUAUUCAAAUAGGUUC
Messenger RNA from Meloidogyne enterolobii, 846 nucleotides. The record is from the annotation of a GenBank genome assembly. NCBI's taxonomy places the organism in Eukaryota, Metazoa, Nematoda, Chromadorea, Rhabditida, Meloidogynidae.